This is a messenger RNA of Rubroshorea leprosula, 1253 nucleotides long. Lineage: Eukaryota; Viridiplantae; Streptophyta; Magnoliopsida; Malvales; Dipterocarpaceae. The record is from the annotation of a GenBank genome assembly.
CAACACCACCCAUUUCAAUUUAAAGCCUCAAACCCAAAAACCCAAAAAAACCAAGCCCACCAACUACCCAAAACCCAUUUAACCUAAAGAAAACCCCCAAAAAAAAAAAAAAAAAAAAAAAAAAACCAAUUUAACCAGAUUAAAAAAAAAAUGGAAAAGUCUUCCCCUCUUUGCAACCAGACCCUGCUUCCCCACCCUCUGCCCUGCGCCCGACCAAGCCCAGAUCCCUUGCUGUUGCACGAGCCUGCGCACUCCUGCGCACCACCGAGCCUGCACCCUUGUUGCUGUGCCGAGCCCAGAUCCUUGCCCUACGCCGACCUUGCCCAGAUCUCCUCACUCCUACGCCUCUCCCUUCUCCCGCACCCGAGACCAGAUCCCCCUGCUCUACGCCCGACCAAGCCUUCUGCGCCCAGAUCCCGUGCAAACUACGCCUCUCUUGCAUGCCUGCGCGCAAUCAUGGACUCUUGCACCCCACAUUCAUGCGCUCCUACACCCCUCUGCACACCGAGCCCGCCCCCCUCUUCUGCACACCAAGCCUACGCCCAAUCCCGCGCCUCUGCCUCAUACUCGCUACAGCCAUGCCCCUGCCUCACCUACAGAGAAAACACCACAUACCACCACAUACCAGACAAAAUCGACAUCAUUAGUGAUUGACGGAGCAAGUUUUUUUAUUUAUUUCAUUAUAUUUUAUUUAUUGUUUUGGGUAUAUAUAUAGAAAAAAUCAGAUGAGGAGGCGAGUCUUGGAUUGAUUUUGGAGUUUGAUUUUGGGGGUCUUUUGGGUGGUUGAUUUUCGAGUUUAGUUUGAGUCUCCGUCUGGGUUCUUUUAAAAAAGAAAAAAAGAAAAAAAAAAAGGAAGAAUCCAAGAGAGGAGGAGAAAGGAGGGAGAUUUCGAAGAGGGGAGGGCUGGUUUUCUUUGAGGAGGUUGGUUGUCGAGAGCACCGCCUCCGUCGCUAGUGUUGAAGGGCUGGUUCGAGAUUGAUGAUAUGGGAGAGGGCAACAGCAGCUUAAGGAGAAGGAAACAUUUUCUGGUUUUGUUUAGGUAAUUCCCUAAACAGAGGAAUUUUUGGGAAGGAUGGUGAGGGAGACGAAUGGAGCUUGAUCCCGUGGGUGGGAUUCCUCCUUCCGAUCCGGAUCUGUCUUCUCCCAAAAAAAUUUUGCCUUGUUUGUUGCAAUUUUUCUGAGAUUUCGAUGUAUUAGGACUGUAUUUGAUGAUGAUAUUGUGAAUGUAAAAAAAAUCAAACAUGUUCUGGUUG